AUGUCUCAGUCCCUUCGACCCUACCUUCAGGCCGUUCGGAGCAGUCUGACGGCCGCCCUGACUCUUUCCAACUUCGCUUCCCAAACCGCCGAACGACACAAUGUCCCAGAGAUCGAGGCGCAGACUUCCCCUGAGGUUCUUCUGACCCCCUUGACCAUUGCCCGAAACGAGAACGAGCGAGUCCUGAUCGAGCCGAGCAUCAAUUCCGUGCGCAUAUCCAUCAAGAUCAAGCAGGCCGACGAGAUCGAGCACAUCCUGGUCCACAAGUUCACCCGGUUCCUGACACAGCGAGCCGAGUCUUUCUUCAUCCUGCGGAGGAAGCCCAUCAAGGGAUAUGAUAUUUCUUUCCUGAUUACCAACUUUCAUACGGAGGAGAUGUUGAAGCACAAGCUGGUAGACUUCAUCAUUCAGUUCAUGGAAGAGGUUGAUAAGGAGAUUUCAGAGAUGAAGCUCUUUUUGAACGCCAGAGCUAGAUUCGUUGCUGAAUCUUUCCUGACUCCAUUCGAUUAA
Molecule: messenger RNA, 510 nt
Organism: Colletotrichum graminicola M1.001
Lineage: Eukaryota; Fungi; Ascomycota; Sordariomycetes; Glomerellales; Glomerellaceae
Product: ARP2/3 complex 20 kDa subunit
Exons: 5
Coding region: 1-510 (169 amino acids)
Biological process (GO): Arp2/3 complex-mediated actin nucleation; actin filament polymerization
Cellular component (GO): Arp2/3 protein complex; actin cytoskeleton
Molecular function (GO): actin filament binding
Source: RefSeq, a predicted model, not a curated record